This is a messenger RNA of Saxophila tyrrhenica, 480 nucleotides long. RefSeq lists its product as uncharacterized. Gene Ontology annotation, biological process: transmembrane transport. The transcript has 4 exons. Lineage: Eukaryota; Fungi; Ascomycota; Dothideomycetes; Mycosphaerellales; Extremaceae. The record is from RefSeq and is a predicted model, not a curated record. Gene Ontology annotation, cellular component: plasma membrane. Gene Ontology annotation, molecular function: transmembrane transporter activity. The coding region runs from base 1 to 480 and encodes 159 amino acids.
AUGGCGAACAACGAUAUGGCUGCGGCCCCUACCAACGAGAAGUCAGCAGUCGACGAGAAGUCUGGAGUAGAGCAUGUCGAGCAGUACUCCAACCACAGCGAUGAGAAGCACCCGGAUUACUUCAAUGGCAUGCGGAUUGACGGGGAAGAUGGAGAGGACCACAUGCAUGAGCCGCCGAUGACCUUCUCGCGUGCGAUGUCUCUUCUGGCGAUGGGCUUCAUGUGGGUUGGGUCUCAGAUCCCGUUGUACCUGUUCGGUGCUAUACCUCCAUACAUCUACGGCGAUAUUGGCGGUACUGAUCGAUGGGUGUGGUUUGUCCUUGGAGGCCUGCUCGCUCUAGCAGGUGUCUGUCCAUUCGUCGGCUCACUUGCCGACCUGCUCGGAAGGAGAUGGGUUGCAAUGAUGGGAGCUUCGUUGCUCGUCAUUGGCACAGUGGUAGCCACGACGGCUCAAGUCAUGGGCCAAUUCAUCGGUGCGUAA